Paramecium sonneborni is the source of this 1831-nucleotide messenger RNA. NCBI's taxonomy places the organism in Eukaryota, Ciliophora, Oligohymenophorea, Peniculida, Parameciidae. The record is from the annotation of a GenBank genome assembly.
AUAAAUUAUGAAUUUAAUUAUUUUGAUCAUAGUAUCGUCUGUAAUAGGGGAAGAAUUAAUAAAUUUGAAUACUAAAACAUUCUUAAUAGAAAGUUAGAUAGAAGGAGUGAAGGAAGUAAUACAGGGAUCACGUUAAUAAAUAACAAACUUUGAAAAUGCCGAAUAUGCAAUCAAUAUAGAAUUGAAAGGAAAUAAUAGUUAUCCAUGGGAUAUUUGUUUUUCUUAAUAAGGUUCAAUAGAUUUUGCAAAUUAUGAAAAUCAUCAUACUAUAAUUUAUAAUGCUACACAUGAUCCUGAUGAAGAACAUGCAAAUGAUCCAUCAUAUUAUUUAAGUACACCAAUAUUGGUCAAUAUGGUUAAUACAAAUAAAAGUAUAUUGAUUGUAACAAGUGAUCAUUCUCUAUUGAAUUAUAAUGUUACAUAGGAUCGAUUUAGUAGAGUUGGAUUUUAAACAAAACUUAUAUAAGAAUAUGAUUACGAUUUCUUAAGAAGUGGAGCAACAGAAGCUGAAGUUCCUUAAAUUUUAUAUGCUUCUAUGUUUAAUUAUGUAUUUUUGGUAUAUAGAGAUCAAAUUUUGAAAGGCUAUGUAGAACCUAAUAUGACUUUGAAAAAUUGCACUAUUGGUGGAUUAGAAAAUGAUAACAAUUUUAUAGGAUCAAUAAAAAUUUAUGAAAAUUUUAUGUUUGUUCCAUUAGGUAUGGAAGGCAUGGAUAUUUAUCAAAUUAAUUAAGAUGGUGAUUUAAAAUUAUACUAAUCAAUGAAUUCAUUUGAUUUAUAUAACAAAAAUGUACCAAUAAGUUUAGUAGACAUUGUAUUUAGUAAAUCUGAAUCAUCAAAUGAGACCUAUGCUUUUAUUUUAGAUAAUAUACAUGGAGUUACAAAGUUUCUUGUUAGAACUAAUGAUAAAUAUAUAGUAUUAAAUAGAGAUGAUAAAUUUGGUUUAGUGAAUAUUAAAUCCGGAUUAACUAUUGCAGUAUAACCUGAUGAUUUUCUGUUAAUUCUCAAAGAAGUGUAUUUAUAAUUAAUUAAUUGUUAGUGGAAUCAAUUAAUAAUUGGUUGAAAUUGGUUUCAAAGAUGAAGGUUGGUUUGAAGUGAAGACUCAUUAUUUGACUGGUUAAUAUUAUGAUAUUAUUAUUUCUAAUUGGUUUGUAUUUCUUAGAGGUAAAGAUGAACAUAGAAUUAUCAGAACUGGAGUCUAUGAUGUAUUUGAACCAGAAUUUAAAUUUUAUGUUCAAGAUGAUUAUUACACAGAAAAAGCCAAUUCCUUUUAUGAGGAUUAUGUCUUUAUUCCUAAACUUUAAAAUGCCUAAUUUUUUGAUGGUAAUUUUUAAACUGAUGGAUAUACCAAUUAAUUUACAUUUAAAAAAAAUCUUCCAUAUUUAUUAGGUUUAACUUAGCAUACUAUUGUGGAAUUACCAUUUCUUAUUAGAAUACCUUCUAUCUAUUGCAAUCCUAGAUCUGAAUAAGAUAUUGGAAAUAUUUAUAAAUAUGAUAUCUUACUCAAUGCUACCUCUUGUCCAGAAAAAGAUGAAUAUUUAAAAGAAAAUCCAAAUGUGCCAUAUCAAACGAUUCAAUGUUCAUAUAAAGAUUCUUUCUAGGUUAAAGUUGUAUUGGCUUAAGCUAAAAUUUAUAAUACUUAAGAAUUAAUUGGUGUUAUUAUUGGUCUCAUAAUUCUCUUGAUUUUAUUAGCAUUCUUGUUAGCUUAUUUGUACAGAAGAUUCAGAAUCAAAGAAGAAGGUUUGACAAGUGCUGUUUAAGGUUUUGAUAACCAAAAAGGGUAUGAUCUAGAACCUAAUGAUGCUCCAGCCACUUAGGGAUUAUGAAUAAUUUG